This is a messenger RNA of Emiliania huxleyi CCMP1516, 258 nucleotides long. RefSeq lists its product as hypothetical. The transcript has a single exon. Gene Ontology annotation, molecular function: protein binding. Gene Ontology annotation, cellular component: nucleus; cytoplasm. NCBI's taxonomy places the organism in Eukaryota, Haptophyta, Isochrysidales, Noelaerhabdaceae. The record is from RefSeq and is a predicted model, not a curated record. The annotation marks the transcript as partial.
CUCAUUUUUGCCGCCCGUGCAGGCGACACUGACGAGGUCCGGGCUGCGCUGGCCAGCGGCGCGCCGAUCGACGGCCGUGACGCUAACCGCUCGACGGCGCUGAUGAUGGCCGCCGCGAACGGGCACGCCGACGCGCUGCGCGAGCUCAUGGGCGCUGGUGCCGACGUGAACGCAAUCAACUCGCUCGGCAACACCGCCCUGCACUGGGCUGUCUUCACGUCAAAGCUCGCGGCGGUUGAGGUGCUCCUCGCAAGCGGU